AUGGCUAUCACGGCUGGAUGCGCGUCGGGCAACUGCCCAAGGGAUAUCGUACACUACGUGGCUCAGUCUGACUUUUCUCUGGCGGGCAAUGUCGCCUUGCUGGCCCUCUUCGGGGUUCUCAUCCCCAUUGUCUUCAUCCUCGGCAUCACCUAUCGCAGUUCCGUCUUCGCCACCACAAUCAUCACCGGCUUGGCUUUGGAGGUGAUGGGAUACAUUGGCCGAGUACUACUAGCACUCAAUAACCGGGACAAGAACGACUUCAUCUUGUCCUACGUGGGUACUAUCAUCGGACCUGUCUUCUUUUGUCUCGCCAUCUUCCGACUGAUGCCGCGAAUCGUGGCCGUCUACGGAGAUUUAUUCGCGGCCUGGAGGCCAGCUUGGCAUAACGUCGUCUUUUAUGCAUUCACCACCGUCUGUCUUGUUCUGCAGGCUGUCGGCGCCAUUCUGUCUACUACUCCGCACGACGAGAAGCUGGUCGACAUUGGAGUUCGCGUAUUGGUCGCUGGGUUAGCAAUUCAGGUGUCAAGCCUGCUCAUAUUUGCUGCUCUUGGCUUCCGUUUCGCCAUUGCUGUUCGCAGUCGACAUAGGGGUCUCGAUUCAAAUCCCGCGGCCGCAUACAACACCCCACGGUUCAAGGCAUUCCUAUUGGGAAUCAGUCUGGCGACCGUAUUUCUGACGGUUAGAACACUCUACCGCAUCGUCCCCGUCUCUGAGGGCUUCACGAGUCCGGCCGCGGAGAACGAGGUUUUGUUCCUCGUCCUCGACGGCGUCUUCGUGUUCAUUGCAGCGGCUCUUCUGCUGGCCUCGUUCCCUGGUCGCAUGCUUAGCCAGCCCGAGUGGCCCAAGACCUCGUCGUACUCCAACAGAAUCUCUGUGAAACCUGACCGUCCCUACCGGCCGGCGCCGGUCCACUUGACGCCUACAUCUGGUAGCUCCAACUGGAACCGCAUGAGCACAAAGUCAAAUGGGCAACAACCAUCGCCUCACAAAUACUCUCCCCGGACCCCCAAGCACUCACCCAGGACACCGCCUGUCCCGCCAAGGAAUACAAAUAUGGUGGAUAGCGAUGCUCUGUGGUGACCUGGCUGUACUCCAAAACGACGGACUCCCGUUCUCACGGGCUCACGACCCGGGCCCACUCGGCCAAAUCCUAUCGGUUUCUACGCGGCGUUAAGGUUGGGCUUCUUCGAUUCACAUUGAUAUAUCUUACUUUGGUUCGAGAUAUACUUUUUCGCAUACCCCUUUUAGGCGAGGCGUGGUUAUAGGCGUAGUUAGGGGCGCUUCACUCUCAUUCAUUGGUGGUAGAGUACGCUAGCCAGCGGCAACGAGCUCGGUCAAGAAUGAUCUACUUGAGAUUAGUUUUAACACACUUUAUAAAACCUGAUGGCAAUCACUUGUUCCAAUCGGA
Molecule: messenger RNA, 1408 nt
Organism: Pseudomassariella vexata
Lineage: Eukaryota; Fungi; Ascomycota; Sordariomycetes; Amphisphaeriales; Pseudomassariaceae
Product: RTA1 like protein-domain-containing protein
Exons: 3
Coding region: 1-1080 (359 amino acids)
Cellular component (GO): plasma membrane; fungal-type vacuole
Source: RefSeq, a predicted model, not a curated record